CUGGAAUGGGUUUUCUUUAAUGCUAGCAACUUGAUAUUUACUUUCCAUUUAAAUUUGAGAUGUUGCUAUAAAUUAUCAACCAGCCUCUUGUUCCCUUUGAGUUUAUAACUAACUACCUGGGUUACUUAUUGUUCAGGUAACAAAAGGGAGGUGAAAACGCCCUUAAAAAGUCACCUCAGAACUAAGAAAAUGGGAAGCUGGAAUGGAGAGAGGACCCCGGCCCCCCUGGGUUGAGUGGAGCUAGGGAGAGGGGCUGUGCUCAGAGGCAAGCAGCAGCAGACAGCCGGAGAGCAAGACUAGGAAGAAGGAAGUAAAGACUGCCUUUGCGAGAAGAAGAAUCUGGAGAUCAAGAUUAGACCUUAGAGAAGAAGGAUAGGAUAGGAAUGCGGAGACAGCUUGCAUCUGAGGAGAAAGGGAAGUUAAAAGCAAAAAAAUAGGCUUGAAGAUGGAAGAGGAGAGCUUGAGCAAAGCAGACCCACUUCCACAGCUCUGACUUGGUCGAGAUUUUGCCAGGAAGGCUAGGCUUGGGGUGAAAUCCUCCUCUCUGACAGUCAAUGACAGUUUUGCCACCAACUUCAGCAGAGUGAAGGUUUCAUCUUACGGUGUUUUAGUCAACGGUGAAGGCUUUGCAGGGGAAACUGUGGAUUUGGGCAAUGGUUCACGUGAGGGCUCAGCUGACCGAAUGCCAUCGCUUGGUCUGUGACGUAGCCUGGAGCCAACAGGAGCUGCUGCACUGGAACUAGAGCCUGGGCCUUGACAGCUCACAGGGUGGUCAGGAUUUCACACAACUGUCCUACCAAGUCAUACCGUACCAAGAUGCCCUGCACUGUUGUACCUCAGAAAACCCUCUCCGCUGGGUCUCAAAACAAAAGGAAGCCACAGGGCUUUGAACCGCUGUGAGCAAAGUGAGCGCUCAGAUACUUCCUGCUCUAUUCCUACCACGAAGUGGGACCUUGACAAGAGGGACAGAAUGACUCGUGCCUGGGAUGCAGGAAGGAAAUCAACACGUAACUGAGGUUUCCAUUGGUGAUAAUGAGGUCCCCCCUCUUCCCGCCUGAGCCAGAGCUCACGUCUAAGAUCAGAGAUUCCACAUUCGAGCCCUUUCUCCUUUGUAUAGGGAUUUGUGCAACAGAUCCAGGGUACAAAUGCCGGCUAGACCGCUAUCACAAAUACGAAGGGAGGAGAUUGGUCCUUGGCUUGGACAGCAGGAGAACAAACCACUGAGGAAGGAAAAGCUUCCAUGAGUUCAGCCCAAUCUGAGGCUUUUGGAAGGCAAAGACGGUUAAGGGAAGAAGCUACAAAACUGAGGCCUCUGGAACUGACCCAUCAUAACAGGAACAAACGGUGCUAUUUUAAGAAAACAGAUCUUUCAGGAAGCUGUAGCUGGCAGUGCUCCUGUCAUACUUUAACUGCAGCAGAGCUUGCUCCUUGGACCGUCCAGCCACUGCGAAAGAGACUGCGAGGGGAACAGAGAUAAGGGUGUUUGCACUGAGGGAACAGAUGUGGACUUUGUUCUCCUUAUCACUGUGCAGCCUCUGGCAACCUACUGAGUCAACAAAGCGCUGAACGCUACAGUUGUGACCUGUUGAUCAGACCUGUGUGUUCCUGCAAUAGUUUUUCCAUAAUCCUCCUAGGUACUUUUUCUUUUUUUUUUUUCCUCUCCCCGUUGCUCCUUUGAUGCUGGAGUUGGAAAUGACAUCAGGGUAUUUCUGCAGCCCGCAGACCGUUUCCACUCCCCUCUGUUCCACCGGACGUUUCCCGUACAAGAUCAGAGAGGAUGCUCUGUCAAAACGGACCAGAAACCGGGGCUUUUCUGUAGAGAGGCACCUGCACCGGCUGGUUCUACACUGCCUCGUUUCGCACCUUCCUAUUUUUACUAUGAUUUUCAGCUUUGGUGAAAUCAAUACACACAGCAAAGAAAUCAUGGUCACAAAGUCUAUGUUUUCUCUCUACCUUCCUUGGAAACCUUCAUGGAUAUUGUAGUCAUCAGAGAUCUUAACAAUCAGAGAUUCACAUCCAUUAUGAAAUCCCAAAUCAAAUCGGCUUCCGGAGUUUUGUGAGUAGGUCUCGGACAGGUCUGUUCCCUGAGCUAUUACCUUGAAGAAGGGUGGUGAUCAGAGGAACCCGUGUUUUGCCUGUUGCUUUCCAUUGGCUUUAGAUGUCUGAGUAGAUCUGGAAGUGAAUCAGCAGGUGUUACGAGUAACACACAGCAGAUGUGCAAGGACAUGAUCCUGGAUGGCUUGGGAUACACAUACGUGUCAUGUGUAGCAGUACGAUGAAAGCUGGUCUUUGUUUUCCUAGUCAUUGCAAGGUAACUCAACCUUGACCAGAUCAGGGCAUGAGCUGGGUUCAGGCUGUCCAGUAUCACAGGGAAUUUGUCUCAGGAAAAUGAAGUUCACCUACGCCGAGUACCCAGGCCUAAAAGAAAGGGGGAUAGGGAGGAAAAGAGAGGAUCCCUGGCGGGUGGCAAAGGUGGUGAAAUCCUACCUCCAACAGCACAACAUCCCUCAGCGCGAGGUGGUGGACACGACUGGCCUGAACCAGUCUCACCUCUCACAACACCUCAACAAGGGCACUCCCAUGAAGACCCAGAAAAGGGCGGCCCUCUACACCUGGUACGUCCGCAAGCAGCGAGAGGUGGCCCAGCAAUUCACGCACGCUGGCCAGGGCAUCUUGACGGAGGAGCCCAUGGGAGAAGACCUGCCCACCAAGAAGGGAAGAAGAAACCGCUUCAAGUGGGGUCCUGCCUCACAACAGAUCCUGUUCCAAGCCUACGAGAGACAGAAAAACCCCAGCAAAGAGGAGAGAGAGUCACUGGUGGAGGAGUGCAACAGAGCAGAGUGUAUUCAGAGAGGCGUCUCCCCAUCCCAGGCCCAGGGGCUGGGCUCCAACCUGGUGACGGAGGUGAGAGUUUACAACUGGUUUGCCAACCGCAGGAAGGAGGAGGCUUUCCGGCACAAGCUGGCCAUGGACACCUUCAGCGGGCCCCAGCCCACCUCUGCUCCCCCUCUGACUCCCCACAACUCCUCCUCCCUCCAGCCGCCGUCUGCUCUUUCACCCAGCAAAGUCCACGGAGUGAGGUACAACCAGCAGCCAGCCACCGAGGCAGAGUCCCCCAGCAGCAGCCACCACGGGAACAGCUCCAUGGUGACCACCCAAACCAUCCUGCACCAGGUUUCUCCCCCUGGACUGGAGCCCAGCCAGAACCUCCUGAGCACAGAUACCAAGCUGAUCUCGGCGCCCGGAGGAACCCUCCCGCCCGUCAGCACCCUGACGGCCUUGCACAGCCUGGAGCAAAACCCGCACGCGCUGAGCCAGCAGACGCAGAACCUCAUCAUGGCAUCGCUGCCCGGCGUGAUGGCCAUCGGCGCCGGCGAGACCUCCUCCCUCACGCCGGCCUUCACCAACACCGGGGCCUCCACGCUGGUGAUAGGCCUGGCCUCGACGCAGCCCCAGAGCGUACCGGUGAUCAACAGCAUGGGGAGCAGCCUCACCACCCUGCAGCCCGUCCAGUUCUCCCAGCAGCUGCACCCGUCCUACCAGCAGCCCCUCAUGCAGCAGGUGCAGAGCCACAUCAACCAGAGCCCCUUCAUGGCCACCAUGGCCCAGAUACAGAGCCCUCACGCUCUCUACGGCCCCAAGUCUGAAGUGGCCCAAUACACACAUACAGGCCUCUUGCCACAAACCAUGGUGAUAACAGAUACUGCCAAUCUCAGCGCCCUGACUAACCUGACACCAACUAAACAGGCCUUCACACCUGACUCAGAGACCCACACAGAGUCUGGGAUCCACACGCCAGUGUCGCAGGCGCCGACGAUACAUUUACAGAACCAGGACACGACCAUCCAGCACCUGCAGCCAGGCCCUCGCCUCACCUCCAGCCCUGCUGUGUCCUCCAGCAGCCUCGUGCUGUACCAGAGCUCCGACUCCACCAACAGCCACAGUCAGCUGCUGCCGUCCACUCACAACGUCAUCGAGACCUUCAUCUCCACGCAGAUGGCAUCUUCCACUCAGUAACCACGGCAACCAGCUCGAGGGCGACCGCUGCGACCCAGCUGUCAGGAGCGACUCCAACCGCGCCUGCCGUCGCCGUCACCGCUGCCUUCAGCGGGCAGGGAAGGCUGCCGCGCCCAGCGGCCCCCACCGCCUCGUACGAACCCCUCGCUCAGCUGCCUCCGCGGGACAGGACGUCCCCGGCACAGGGCAGGAGCCACACAAAGACAACGCCGGCACUGCUAGAAUCCACUGCCACCCGCCACGUCCCCCCAACACCGAACCCCUGCAGCCAGCCCAGGCAGACCAGAAAUCCUCGGGGCUGCUAAACAAGGAAUCCCAUCAAGACGGGACCCGCGGCCUGGCGUUUCUGCCGUAUUGCAGUCGGACGGGAUUUUCGUUCUGCUCAGCCGCUUGGUCAGGCCGGGCCUGCACAAACCUGCCAACGCCAGCUAAACCGCGCGGGAAAGAGCCGAGCCGAGCCGCCACCGACCCGACACCGUCUUCAGCACACUCACCUCCUCUGCCGUAACGCAGCACCAACGGCAACUCUGAGAAAUAAUAUUUUCUUGGAGGCAAGAGGAGGAGAACCUGGCUCCCGGCUUUGCAACUAAACCCACGGAGCAGCAGAUUCAGGAACGGCUUGGCGCAACCCCGUCAGCACGGGAUCAUUGACUACAAGCUACAGUUCCAUUACUUAACUAAAAUACCCCCAAACCGAAAACCCAAACGUUUCCAACUUGUCAGUUCAAAAUGACCUGCUUUAAAAAUCAUGCUAUCCUAGUGGAAAUGGCUUGGUUAUUUUUGAUAUAGCUCUGCUUUGUUUUAAAUGCAGAAAUUAAAAUUUAAAAGCAGUACGGAAA
Messenger RNA from Dromaius novaehollandiae (emu), 4856 nucleotides. RefSeq names its product HNF1 homeobox A (gene HNF1A). Lineage: Eukaryota; Metazoa; Chordata; Aves; Casuariiformes; Dromaiidae. Gene Ontology annotation, cellular component: nucleus. Gene Ontology annotation, molecular function: RNA polymerase II cis-regulatory region sequence-specific DNA binding; DNA-binding transcription factor activity, RNA polymerase II-specific. The coding region runs from base 2389 to 4017 and encodes 542 amino acids. Gene Ontology annotation, biological process: regulation of transcription by RNA polymerase II; positive regulation of DNA-templated transcription; insulin secretion. The record is from RefSeq and is a predicted model, not a curated record. The transcript is spliced from 10 exons.